Molecule: messenger RNA, 1239 nt
Organism: Thermothelomyces thermophilus ATCC 42464
Lineage: Eukaryota; Fungi; Ascomycota; Sordariomycetes; Sordariales; Chaetomiaceae
Product: 4-hydroxyphenylpyruvate dioxygenase-like protein
Exons: 1
Coding region: 1-1239 (412 amino acids)
Biological process (GO): L-tyrosine catabolic process
Molecular function (GO): 4-hydroxyphenylpyruvate dioxygenase activity
Source: RefSeq, a predicted model, not a curated record
AUGUCACCGUCUGCCAUCUCGGACAACCACAGUUCCUCGGGGGCCUCGGACUACGCCGUCCAGAGCCCCUCUCCCAACUUCAGCGGUUACGACCACGUCACUUGGUGGGUGGGCAACGCGAAGCAGGCCGCGGGCUUCUAUAACACCUUCUUUGGGUUCAAGACAAUCGCCUACCGCGGACUCGAGACGGGCAGCCGGUACUUUGCCUCGUAUGUUGUCACCAACAACGAUGUCCGCUUCGUCUUCACGUCGCCGAUCCGCUCGGCCAAGUACCUGCCCGAGGACGAGCCGAUCUCGCCCGAGGACAGGCGCCUGCUGCAGGAGAUGCACGAGCACCAGGAGAAGCACGGCGACGCCGUCAAGGACGUCGCCUUCGAGGUGGACAACGUCGACGGCGUCUACGAGAAGGCGGUCGCUGAAGGCGCCGUGUCGGUCCAGCCGCCCCUGACGACGGGCGACAAGGAGCACGGCUACGUGCGCACAGCCGUGAUCCGCACCUACGGCGACACGACGCACACGCUGAUUGCGCGCCAGAACUUCCGCGGCGCCUUCCUGCCGGGCUUCCGCGCCGUCAAGGGCGGGGCGGGCGCCGCGCCAGACGCGCUGCCCGAGGUGCCCCUCGCGCGCAUCGACCACUGCGUCGGCAACCAGGACUGGAACCAGAUGGUGUCGGCCUGCGCCUUCUACGAGCAGUGCCUCUCAUUCCACCGGUUCUGGUCGGUGGACGACAGCCAGAUCUGCACCGAGUUCAGCGCGCUCAGCAGCAUCGUCAUGGCCAGCCCCAACAACGUGGUCAAGAUGCCCAUCAACGAGCCGGCGCCGGGCAAGAAGAAGUCGCAGAUCGAGGAGUACGUCCUGUUCAACAGCGGGCCGGGCGUCCAGCACAUCGCCCUGCUCACCCCGGACAUCAUAUCCGCCGUCAGCGCCCUGCGCGCCCGCGGCGUCCAGUUCAUCGACGUGCCCAAGACCUACUACGACACCAUGCGCGUCCGCCUCAAGACGGAGAGGCGCGACUGGGAGCUGAAGGAGGACCUGGACACCAUCGAGCGCCUCAACAUCCUCAUCGACUACGACGAGCGCGGCUACCUGCUCCAGCUCUUCACCAAGCCGCUCAUGGACCGCCCCACCGUGUUUAUCGAGAUCAUUCAGCGCAACGACUUUGACGGCUUCGGCGCGGGCAACUUCAAGAGUCUGUUUGAGGCCAUCGAGCGGGAGCAGGCGGAACGGGGGAACCUGUAA